ACCAUUUCCCUUUUUCUUCAAUUUUUAUAGAUGGAAAUCUCCGGUGAAGACGGUUCAAAAAUCUCAAUAAAACCCAAUUCUAAGACUGUGUUUGGAAGAGGUUCAGGGUUCAACACCAGAGACCGUACAGUCUCUCGCCGUCACGUGGUGUUUUCACUGAAAGACUCCGGCGAGACUGAAACGGGGCCCAGAGCUAGUUUCGAAGUGAUAGGGAAGAACCCCAUCUGGGUUCGGAGCGGAAAGAGCGGGAAAGUCGAGAUUUUUAGGAGGUUGGAGAAGGGUGACGUUGCGGCCGGUGAUUGGGUUUGUUUUGGCGGUCAAAGUGAAAGGCCGGUUUGGUUUGCUGUAAAUAGGAAUGAGUUUGAAGGGGAAGAGAAGGAUGAUAACACCGAGUCAAGUGAGUUGAGUUUGAAUUUGGACAGUGUUGAUGUGUCAAAUAUUGGGUUUAUCAUACUCCCACCACUCUUAGUAGCGCUUUUAGUAUUGGCACCAGCAGAUCCUGGAGACUUGUGGAAGCUGGUUCUGCCGCCAAAGUUGAACAUAAUCUUGAAUGCUCCAUAA
Messenger RNA from Pistacia vera, 561 nucleotides. RefSeq lists its product as uncharacterized. The record is from RefSeq and is a predicted model, not a curated record. The transcript has a single exon. Lineage: Eukaryota; Viridiplantae; Streptophyta; Magnoliopsida; Sapindales; Anacardiaceae. Gene Ontology annotation, molecular function: protein binding. The coding region runs from base 31 to 561 and encodes 176 amino acids.